ACGAGGUUAACCAAAUGGGACCGUUUCGUCUAGCGUCAAUACGCCUUACUAAAAUGACUUGAUACUAAUGCAGAUGUAACCUGUGAACAUUCCUCAUCUUCAGACAUCACCUGACCUCACCUUGACCUUGACCUCAUUUUAGACUUAGGUUGCUUUAUAUUAGCCAUCUCUUGGUUAACCAAAUGAGACCGUUUCAUCUAGCAUUAAUACUGCUUACAAGAAUGAAUUGAUACUAAUACAGAUGAAACCUGUGACCAUUCCUCAUCUUCAAACAUCACCUGACCUCAGUUUGACCUUGACCUCAUUUUGGACUUAGGUUGCUUUGUAUCGACAAGAAUGCCACCGGGGGCAUCAAGUGUUUAUUGAAUGCAGCUCCUUGUUUCUAAAGUUACAUUUUUGUAAUUUUAGUAAUUUGCGAAUUUGAUAAUGUAAUGAUACAAUUUUAACCAAACAUGCCACUAAAAUAAAGUUGACUUACACCGAAUUUAAGUAGCUGGCUAAUCUGAUAUACCUUGGAUUUUUAAAGAAAUCCAACACGAGUAUGAAUUUGUAAAUAAACUAAAUAAAACAAUUUGAAGGUUAACCUUUUUAACAGGGAUUAAAGUAUUGAUCAGUACACAGUUUAUUAUUGACAAUUUGCAGAAUGUACAUAACCUUAUCUAGUUAGUAUGCAAUUUCAGAGGGUAAAAUUUUCUAAAGCAAAUAUUUGUUUAAUAGGAGAGAUUUAUAAGAGUGUGAUCUUUUUCCACAGAAUAUUCUGUCUUGUGUCAACUUAAAUAAACGUGUAUUGGUACAUGUUAGGAUGCCACUAUUUGUUGAUGAAGAACCUUUUGGUUCAAGUCUCAAAACUGUUGCAGAAUUUCUACAAAGAUAUGUCAAGUUCAAGGAGGGUGCUGUGCAGCUAAGUACAAAGCCUACAAAGGAGGUUCCUCCCCAUGGGUUGCUAUAUGUUGGUCAAAGGGAAAUGGCAGUAAUUUCACCAGAAGAUGAGUGUAUACAAGUGUUGGGUACAGAUGAUGCAACCACAUGUCAUAUUGCUAUCCUAAGACACACAGCAUCAUUGGUGACUGGGAUGGCUCACUUUGAUGGAUCUGGUUUACAGCUGGCUGUACAAAAUCUUAUUGAUACAGUUCUCAGAGAAACUGGUGGAAAGCAGUGGGGAAGACUAGAGUUAACUCUUGUUGGAGGAUUUAAAGAUAGCAGGGGAAUGUCAGAGGAACUAUCAUUCAAACUAUUUGAUGCUUUUAACAGAUCACCAACAGAUGUUCAUCUGGUCACAGCAUGUAUAACAGAUUUGAAUACAAGAAUUGAAAAGGGCAUUCCAUAUCCAGUCAUUUAUGGAUUAGCUGUGAUUGUUCAGACAGGGGAAAUUUUUCCUGCCAAGUUUCAAGACAGAGGUCCAGAGCAGCCCCUUCGAUCAGCAAGACACUUUACGGGAUCAGAAGAGGUAAUUAACAUAUAUGACAACAGAAAGAAACAACUUGUGAUUGGACCAUUUGAUUACAGCACCAUGGACGAAAUUGAUCUCCUCUGUAGACUGCCUGAUCCAAUUAUUAGAGAGCACUUGUCGACAUCUCCAGAACAAGAACCUAAACAUUUUGAAGCAAGUGUACGUGCUGCCCUUGUACAGAUUAGAGACUUCCCAGACCCUUUGAAAUCAGUGUUCAAAGGCAAAGGUAUCUACUUCAAGAAAGAAGCUGAUGGGAGAUGGACCAAAGUAGACUGAUUAGUUAACUUCUUUCAAGCUUCAUGUGUAUAAACUUCUUUUAGGCUAGCCUAUCGAGUUUGUGGUACAUAUUUCAUUGUCAGUGUUGGAAAUUUGAUUUUAAGCUUUAAUGAGCAUAUAGUGCUCAAGGUGAGCUAUUCUGUGUCUGUUGUUGUGUCAUCAACAGCUCUAGAGCCAAUCUUCAUGACUGUUACCCUUAAUAAAACCUUGAAUGAGUUGGAAGCUGUGUCACCUGGAUUUAAUCAAAGCACUGAGAGUACUGAUAGGUCAGGGCAAUUCAGCUGUAUUUAUAACAUGACAGAAUAAUCUUCAAGGUUCACACAGAAAUGAAGUUAUUAUUAUUAUUAUUGUUAUUAUAAAUCUGGGAACUGAAUUCAAGGACUUUUCAAGAUCAAAUUGACAUUUUCAAGGACUGGUACUAGUACCUUGCUCCAUUCUUUUCGAGACUGUUACGUUUUUUUGUUGUUGUUUUUUGUUUUUUUUUGGUGGUGUUACUUUGAAACACAUUUAUCAAACUAUCUUAACCAUAGAUAUUAUUCAUAACUUUCGCCCAUGGCACUUUUUCAAUUGUUUUAUUACAAACUCGGCAAUGCGCGCUGUGGACGCCAUUUUCCUUUCUGCACCAUCUAUAAUCCUUUAGCCAACUCAGUUUGAAACGGCACUUACCAUAUUAAAAUCAGUUGUCAGUAAAUCAAAACAGGAAUCAGUAAAAUUUACUUUUUAUGAUUCGAUUCGACAUUUCAAGCACUUUUCAAAAUGCAACUCAUUUCCAAGCACUUUCCAAGGCCUGUGCGAAACCUGAGAUUUACACUGAAAAUUGGAUUAUGUCUGGCAUUUCCAAGAUUCAUGCACACGCUGUAGUUACAAACAAAAAAAACUCAGUCUAUAAACAGAUUAUACUUUGUAGCUUUGAAAUAUGUCAAAGUAUUAAACUCGCACAUGAACACAAAUUCAACCUUAUUGUAUGAAUCCUAUACAUAAUGACUUUAACAUCUGUCUUUAGUAAAUAGUAUCAGUUUGGAUUGUCAAUUCAAAGAAAUUUUUGUGUAUUAAAGGUUAAACAAAUUUG
Molecule: messenger RNA, 2795 nt
Organism: Mercenaria mercenaria
Lineage: Eukaryota; Metazoa; Mollusca; Bivalvia; Venerida; Veneridae
Product: protein N-terminal asparagine amidohydrolase-like
Exons: 11
Coding region: 803-1726 (307 amino acids)
Biological process (GO): ubiquitin-dependent protein catabolic process
Cellular component (GO): nucleus
Molecular function (GO): protein-N-terminal asparagine amidohydrolase activity
Source: RefSeq, a predicted model, not a curated record